UUUGUCAUGCAUAUACAUUUUUCGAAUUUCGAGAUUUAAGAUAUUUAAUUACAUUUAAUUGGAAUACAUUGCAGUGCCGAUUAAGCUUUUGAAAAAUAACGCUUGGAAGUUAGUUUGAACAAGAAACGUGUUUAAGGGCUUAUCUAAAAAAACAGAAUGGCGGGACGGCUAACUGAAAAACAAAAGGAUCAACUCGAAACUUGGAUUGGUUCUGGACCCAAGACUUUUAAACUCAUAUACAACAUCACACGGGUCGAAUGCAGUGCCCAAGAAUUUCACCGAACAUGCGACAACCAGGGACCCACCGUGACGGUUCUCUAUAACCCAGAGGGCUCCGUGUACGGCGGGUACGCUGGUAUUAGUUGGCAGAGCAAUGGAGGAUACAUGGAAGAUGAGAGCGCGUUUAUCUUUCAAUUGAUGUACUCAGGAAAACUUGUUUUGAAUACAUUUCGACCCAAAGACGCUUCAAAGGCGUUGCGGUUUCAAGCACAGGACGGUCCUUGUUUUGGUUGCCCAGAUUUACUAACAUUUACCGGUGACGUGGCGAUGUCUGUUGAAGGAUACUUCUGUCUAAAUGGAAGAGUUUCUCUAAAUAAUUAUUUUAAGGACAAAAGUGUUCCAAACACAAAUAUAAACAACGGACAUAUGAAGACUGCUGAGAUUGAGGUUUACUCUGUCAACGAUGUUAAACUACGCCCGGAAACGAAAGCUUUUAUUAGCACCAAGAAAACGCAAUGUACAGGUUACAUUUGGAGAAACGCUUUGGACUUAACUGAUGAGACAGUAAAAUCCCUCUGCCAGGAAAUCAGAGAAGUCAGACCGAAGACUGGAACUGACGUCACAGACUUUCGUUUGCUGUUGAUUGGUCCAAUCGGGGCCGGAAAAUCAAGCUUCAUCAAUACUGCCAUGUCCGCUUUCACCAGUAGGGUCAUGCACAAGGCUCCUGUUGGUACUUCGGAAACUGGGCUUACCAAACAGUUCAUACCUUAUCAAGUACGCGAGACGGACGGUUCGCUUUUGCACUUCCGUCUUUGUGACACGCCUGGCCUUGGAGACACUUCCUCAAUAGAUGCAAUCAAUUUGCACUUUCUUUUGGACGGACAUAUACCGCCAUCAUUUGAGUUUUCCUCGUCGCGACAUGUGAGCGCAAAGACUGUCGGCUAUAUUUCGAAACCUGCACUAGCACAAGAAAUUCACAGCGUUGCUCUUGUGCUAGACGCCUCCACAGUCAAUGGAAUGUCUUCAACAGACACAUCUUUGCUUAACUACUGCAAAAGAUUGAUAUUAGAAAAAGCCAUACCUUUCGUGGUAAUUUUGACCAAAAUCGACAAACUUCACGAAGAAAUUGCAGACAACCUAACUGACGUAUUUAAGCGUCCAGAGGUCAACCAAGCUGUAGAAAAGGUCAGCGAGGCGCUGGGUAUUCCACCAAACCACGUUUUCCCUGUGAAAAACCACUACCGCGAGGUGGAAACAGAAAUGUCAGUUAAUGCUCUUUCUCUUAUGGCGCUUCGGAAGAUGGUACUGUUGGCAUCGGAUGUUUUGGACGUACGCACUUCCAGUAGCAAAGAAAAUCAAGCGGAUUUAGCCGUGACAGAAUCUAAUUCUGCGUAAAUUGUUUUUUUACAGAUGAAGCGACAGUAACAAUUAACAAUGAAGACAAAACUUAAAAAAAUGUUAUUUCUGGAUGUUUUGUCAAUCCAUUACAAACCGUCCACAAAAUCAGGAAACCAUUGUAUAUUAGUUCAGCCUAAAAUACAUAAUAUGGUACAUGUAUUUAUUUCUAGAAAGAAAAGUCGAAGGUAUCGUUUUAACCACAUCAUCAAUCGUUACCGAAAUCAAUGACAUGGUUUCUAAGCAACCUGAUUGUUUUGUAGAAGCUUUAAAAAUCAUUUAAGUUGUAUAUGUUGUCUUGUGUGUGUGUGUGUGUGCGUGCGUGCGUGCGUGCGUGUGUGCCGUUAUACAAUAGACAAUGUUCUUCACAGAGGUCAAGCACUAUGUGAGUAAGCGAGCCUUACAUAAUUUCGUGACGAGUUGAAUAAAAGUGUGUAUUUUAUAUCAUGACGAGUGUCAGACUCUUUUUAUCAGAGACGUUUUCCAGUGAAUAAUAGCAAAAACGACUUACCUGUUUCAUCUGCUCUAGUGAUGUGCCGAAUAUCGCAAAGCAGUGCCACUUUCCGCGCUACAUGCAUUGCAGAAAUGUACUACCCGGAAUAAUUUAGAAUCAUGGAUACAUCCGAUAUUAUUUUAAUCCGUUAAUACGUAAAAUGCAUACUUAACAUACAUCAAGUAAGAAUUACAACAAAAACCCUAUACUUUUAACGAUUUUUUUCACUUCAAAAAGUGACAUAUCAAGUUUGAACACAUUAAGUUUCGAACGUCUAAAAAUGUUUCUAAUCAAAACACCAAGACACAAUACCACGCUUUCAUCGUUAAAAUAAGAAAGAAAUUACACUUUUGACUUACUAGAAUAUUGCAAAUAAAAAAUUUCUUGUUUGUUCACAAAUAUGCGGAUUUAUAUGUUUUCUGACCAAUAAAAAUAAAGCAAUGUACACAUUUGUAAUACAGGAAAAUACGUGAUUUAUUUAAAAGUAUGCGUGACGGAAAAUAUCACUUUCAACGUAACUUUAAAGUUAUUUUGCUGAUCAGAUUUCCAUAGUAUUUGGUUUGCAGGGUUCUGACUUAAUUAAUGUUGUUGUUUUGGGUUUUAUUUAAUCCUCUUGAAGGAGAGGAGUAAACAACCCUUAUCAUAAUGUUGUUGCUGAGAUAAUAGAUGCAUUUGUUAUACAAAAGCUGUUUUAGUUUCGUUUUCAUGAUAAAGUUGUUGCUUUACUUUGUUUGCAUACAUUGCAUAUGCGUUUGUUUUUACUUCUUUCAUUUGAAAGCUGUGUUGUAGUCUUGUUUUCAUAAUUUAGAUUUGAAUUCAUUUCAUAUGCGUUUGUUUUAACAUUUGUUGAUAUAUACUUAAACAGCUGAGGUAAAAAACACAUAAUGUUGUGGCUACAGUUUUAGAUACUUGUUUUAAUGUUAAAGCUAUGUUAAAGCUUUGUUGUAGCAUUAUUUUUACAUUCUAGUUGAUGUAAUUGCAUUUGAGUUUUUUUUUUACAUUUGUAAGAUAUGUACUCAAAAGAUGAAGUAAAGAACAUAAUGCUGUGCUACAGUUUUAGAUACUGUAUUAAUAUUUAAGCUAUGUUGUAGCAUUCUUUUCAUAAUUAGUUCGAUUGAAUUAAUUUUAAUACAUUGCAAUUGCGUUUGUUUUAACAUUUGUAAGAUAUGUAUUAACAUAUUUGAAGAAAUAUUACUAACCAUAAUGUAUUGUCUAUAAUUUUAGAUACUAGCUAAAAGAUAAAGCUUGGUUUCAUAAUUAAGUUGUUAGUUAAUUUGAAUACAUUGUACUUGCGUUUGUUUUAACAUUGGUAAGAUGUGUACUAACAUAUUUGAAGAAAAAUCUAACCAUAAUGUUGUGGCUACAGUUUUAUAUACGUUAUAAUGUUAAAACUGUGUUGAAGUAUUGUUUUCAUAAUUAAAAUAAUUUGAUUAGUUUGCAUACAACGCACUUGCGUGUAUGUUUACAGUUUUUACAAUGUUUAGAUAUGUUUUACAACUACUUCUCAAUGCACUCUUCUUCACGCUCAAAAAACUGUGUAUUCUCGCAUAACUAUGUGUUUUCCAUUAUUAUGUAUUUUCGCAUAACUGUGUGUUUUAUGUACAUUCUAAUAUAUAAACUAAAAUUUCGUAUCUGAAGACUGGAAUAUAAGUUUGAUGUUAUUUACGUUUUAACAUGUGAAUAAGUCGUGCAGAUAACGCUGUAUAAUUAUUCAAUGUCAGUGUUGCUGUUGUGCGCAGUACUCACUUGUUUUAGACAAUGGUAUUUUACCGAUUGGGUGACUAAAAUUUUGAGUGCGUUAUUUAUUUCGGAUGUUCAAAAUAUUAAGAUAAAAAUUGAAAAGCA
Molecule: messenger RNA, 3952 nt
Organism: Mya arenaria
Lineage: Eukaryota; Metazoa; Mollusca; Bivalvia; Myida; Myidae
Product: interferon-induced protein 44-like
Exons: 7
Coding region: 157-1614 (485 amino acids)
Molecular function (GO): GTP binding
Source: RefSeq, a predicted model, not a curated record